Messenger RNA from Panicum virgatum (switchgrass), 422 nucleotides. RefSeq lists its product as uncharacterized. NCBI's taxonomy places the organism in Eukaryota, Viridiplantae, Streptophyta, Magnoliopsida, Poales, Poaceae. The record is from RefSeq and is a predicted model, not a curated record. The transcript is spliced from 2 exons. The coding region runs from base 78 to 422 and encodes 114 amino acids.
UAGACUGGUCUCUAGUUUCAGCUCUCGUUGACAGAUGGAGACCUGAGACACACACGUUCCACCUCCCUUGUGGGGAGAUGGCACCGACCCUGCAGGACGUUGCGAUGCUGCUUGGUCUUCCUAUCACCGGAGAUGCUGUCGGGCCCCGCGUGGUACCUUCUACGUGGCUGGAGGAUCUUGAGGAAUGUUUUGCAGGUGUUGCCACCACGAUUGAUCCUGAAGAUUUCAAUGAGCACCCACAGUCGAAAGGCCCUUCCAAGUCAUGGCUCCUACAGUUUCAGCCGGAUCUGUUGGCAGCCCAUGCUGAUGACUACAGCGUGACUAGAUCACUCGAGGCAUACCUGCUGUGGUUAUUUGGGUACAUCAUGUUCAACAACUCACACGGGCACUGUGUGGAUAGGGUGCUUCUGCCAUACGCAUAG